CCAGCCACACAAAAUUAACCGAGCUAGCACGUCCUGCAACCCAUGGAGGCGGCUCUCGUGAGUGUGGCGACCGGGGUCCUGAAGCCCGUCCUGGAGAAACUGGCAGCUCUGCUUGGUGACGAGUACAAGCGGUUCAAGGGAGUGCGCAAGGAUAUCAAGUCCAUCGCUCGUGAGCUCGCUGCCAUGGAGGCUUUUCUCCUCAAGAUGUCCGAGGAGGAGGAUCCAGAUGUACAAGAUAAAUUUUGGAUGAAUGAGGUGCGGGAGCUCUCCUAUGAUAUGGAGGAUGCCAUUGACGACUUCAUGCAAAGCGUCGGUGACAAAGACGAAAAGCCUGAUGACUUCAUUGAGAAGAUCAAAAACUAACUAGAAAAGUUGGGGAAGAUGAAGGCUCGCCGUCGGAUUGGCAAGGAGAUUCAGGAUCUAAAGAAACAGAUCAUACAGGUGGGUGACAGGAAUGCAAGGUACAAGGGUCGUCAAACCUUCUCUAGCACCAAAAGUGAAAUUGUAGACCCUAGAAUUCUUGCUAGAUUCGAGCAUGCAUCAAAACUCGUUGGAAUUGAUGAAACCAAAGCCGAGAUAAUCAAGCUAUUAGGCAAAGAAAAUGGACAAGUGCCAAGGCAACAACAACUGAAGAUAGUCUCCAUUGUUGGAUUUGGAGGAAUGGGGAAGACAACUCUUGCAAACCAAGUGUAUCAAGACCUCAAAGGGGAAUUUCAGCAUCGAGCUUUCAUAUCGGUGUCACAAAAUCCAGAAUUGAUGAAAAUCCUCAGAACUAUCCUUAGUGAAAUUACCGGUAUAAGCUAUCCUGGCACCGAAGCAGGGUGCAUAGAACAACUCAUCGACAAGAUCAAAGAUUUCCUAGCAGACAAAAGGUAUCUUAUUGUCAUAGAUGAUAUAUGGGACAUAAAACAUUGGGAAGUGAUCCUAUGUGCUCUAGCUGAUAAUCAUUAUGAGAAUAGAGUAAUCACAACAACCCGUGAUCGCGACGUUGCACGUAAAGUUGGUGGCGCCUAUGAGCUUAAACCCCUCCCUGAUGAGACAUCCAAAAUAUUAUUCUUUGGAAGAAUUUUUGGUGUUAAUAAUGACUGUCCAGAUGAUUUGGUCGAAGUAUCUGAAACUCUCCUAAAGAAAUGUGGCGGUGUGCCAUUGGCUAUCAUCACCAUUGCUGACUACAUUAUUCAAGGAGACAGAUUGAUAUGGAGGUGGAUAUGUGAAGGUUUUCUUAAUGGUGUAUAG
Molecule: messenger RNA, 1236 nt
Organism: Triticum dicoccoides
Lineage: Eukaryota; Viridiplantae; Streptophyta; Magnoliopsida; Poales; Poaceae
Product: disease resistance protein RGA5-like
Exons: 3
Coding region: 382-1236 (284 amino acids)
Molecular function (GO): ADP binding
Source: RefSeq, a predicted model, not a curated record